Molecule: messenger RNA, 1443 nt
Organism: Sparassis crispa
Lineage: Eukaryota; Fungi; Basidiomycota; Agaricomycetes; Polyporales; Sparassidaceae
Product: Major facilitator superfamily domain-containing protein
Exons: 10
Coding region: 1-1443 (480 amino acids)
Biological process (GO): transmembrane transport
Cellular component (GO): brush border membrane
Molecular function (GO): transmembrane transporter activity
Source: RefSeq, a predicted model, not a curated record
AUGGCUAACAUCGAACGAAUCGUAUUCUUGUCCCUUGUCUUGGACCUGUUCGCAUUCACCAUUCCUCUCCCUCUGUUUCCUCGAAUAAUCGAGUGGUACACGAAGCGCGAGUCGUCAGAUCCGUCAGGCUUUCUUUCACGGACGUUAUUCGUCGUAUCUUCCGCUCGGAGUCUGCUGUAUGAACCCAAGUCGAACCCCCAACGAUGGGACAUUGUGCUGCUGGGCGGCUUGAUGGGCUCCGUGUUCUCGGCGCUGCAAUGGUUUAUAGCACCGUACAUCGGUUCUUUGAGCGACAAAUACGGGCGCAAGCGUGUCCUGCUUGUCACGAUGAUCGGAAAUAUCUUGUCCGCACUAGUAUGGCUCAACGCUACCACGUUCGCUGUCUACAUGCUAUCCCGAGUGAUCGGUGGGAUAAGUGAGGGAAACGUGCAACUAGCCAUUGCUAUCCUGUCGGACGUCACGACCCCCGCUAACCGCUCGAAAGCGUUGGCUCACGUAGGGAUUGCUUUCGCGAUAUGCUUCUGCAUCGGUCCUCCCAUCGGUGCAUACUUUGCCUCACGGCCUCUCCCGACCUCGAUCUCAGCCUCGGGCUUUGAACUCAACGUUUAUGCGACGCCGGCGUUCAUUACUUUGGUACUCCUUGUUCUGGAGACUAUUUUCUUGAUCGUUGCGCUUCCAGAGACCAGAGGCAAGGGCGCGCAGGCGACGAUACCCAAGAAAGUCUCCGAGCCGUCGAAAAGCAAAGUGGAAGAAAGUCCGAGUACUACUGGCCACGCACUCACGAAAUCAAGAAGCGUGGAAGAACGGCUCAGCACGCUGAAGGCGCUGCGAAAUUUGCACUUCCUGUUCUUAGGAAUUUUCUCGGGCGUCGAGUUCACUCUGACGUUCCUUACCUUCGAUUUGUUCGACUGGAACAAUAAGCAGAAUGGUACGCUCAUCGGCUCCAUUGGCAUCAUCAGCGCACUCCUCCAGGGCGGGUACGUUCGUCGAGCCAUACCUAAGAUCGGGGAGGCCGUCAUGGCCCGGCGCGGAGUCUCCAGCUGCGCCGUCGGUCUCGUCCUCCUGACACUGAUCCCCCACGCCCUUCCGGACCGCGAUACGACCGCGGUGAGACUACUUCAAGGAGCCGCCGUCUGCAUGGCCUUCACCUCUGCAACGGUGGUCAACUCUUUGACAUCGUUCGCAUCACUGCAAUGCGACGACGCUGUCGACGAGGACACCGGGAAACCCGUGGAGGAGCACCCUGAGCUCGCGAAGGGCAAGGCGCUGGGCCGCUUCCGCUCUUCUGGUCAGCUGGGACGGGCCAUAGGCCCGUUACUGGCGUGCGCCUCGUACUGGACUUUCGGUCCAUCAUUGACGUAUGCCAUCAGCGCUGCGGCCAUGUUCGCCCUAUCUGCUUCCAUGAAGAGCAUCGCCACCCACAAAACUGUCGCUGCAUCCUAA